This is a messenger RNA of Mya arenaria, 3927 nucleotides long. Its product is annotated as leucine-rich repeat-containing protein 24-like. The record is from RefSeq and is a predicted model, not a curated record. The coding region runs from base 1428 to 3608 and encodes 726 amino acids. Lineage: Eukaryota; Metazoa; Mollusca; Bivalvia; Myida; Myidae. The transcript has 2 exons. Gene Ontology annotation, molecular function: protein binding.
AUUUUCACCACAAUUAAUACAGAAUCAACGCAUUACAAAGCCAUAAAGCAGUCAGGGUUUUUAAUGUACAAAAAGAUUAAAAGUGAUUAUGAAGUCAGUGAUUUAACAUGGUGCAAGUGUGGUUGUGUCGGCCGUCUGUAACGUGCACCAUAGCAGGCCCGACCGCUACAAAGACUAGUGUCAACUGUGACAAGACCGCUUGUGUUUGAUCAAUCUCGCCACAUAAGGUGCUUUUCUCGGAGAUAACGAACUGAACAGCUUGUCAACUGGUAUUGUCAACUGUCCGUUUACAUGAGCAGUGGGGAAUUUAUUAUGUUCAGGAUAUAAUCAAACGGUUGUCUUUGGACUGAAAGUAUAAAUAGCUUAAACUACAUUAAACCGCUGUCUGAAAUACAGGAUUUUAGAAAAAGAUGGUGUUAUAUCAACCAAGGAUAAGAGAACCACCACUUUAUGACAGGAAGUGAGGUUUUAGCAAGCAACUAUUGAAGACUCCUUGAAGAGUAUUUCAUGGAACUCUUCACAAAGAAGGGGCAAAAUACACCUUGGAAAGCCUGUACUAGUUAAGAACUUCUAACAUCAUAAAAGUUAAGGAAAAGAAUCUGAUGAGAACAUUUUGUGUAGGGGAAUGUGCUUAUAAACAAGUUUGGCAAAAAGUAAACCGACCAAGAUGUGGCUUCAGUGCUAGAAUCAGCAAGUUAUUGGAAAACUUCAAACAAAUAGAGUGUAUUCUGCCUUCCUGUGACAAAACUGCUACUCUGAUACAGACAGCCAGCUACUGACAGCAGUCUUCUCAAUCAGUCCAAUUCCGACACUGUGAAGCUGUCUUGUGACAUAGAUUACGUAAAAAUCUGUGUCCGUCACAUAUUGUGGAUUUCUUGUUCAAUGGAUGGAACUAAUACUGUUUUGUGACACAUGCUUCAUGGAUUAAUCAAUAUGGAUACAAUUACUCAAGAUGUUGUACGGACAGUGACAGAAGCAGUUUUGUAGGACUGUUUCAAUACCUUAAGCUUUGUCAAUGAAUUACAUUACCCAUUUCAUAAUAAACAAAAGCACCAAUUGCAUAUCAGUAGUGGCUACACCCAGAGUAAAUUAUUGUUCUGCAAAGGAUUUAAUUCAUAGAAUCCACAGAAAUAUGAAUGGGAAGUUGUUUCAUUUGAAAGUAAUCUCUCAGUGAUAGAAGAGAAAAAUAAUUUACAAGCCUUUGUAUGAUAAGAAGAAGUUGUGAAAAUGUUCUGAUGAAUUUCUCAUUGACAUCAAUUGUCAUAAAAAGUUCAGAUAUCAUGAAAAUGAUGCUGAAAGGUGAUUUUAUGUUGUUCACAGGGAAUGAAUGACUUUAUGAUAGCUAUGUGCAGGAUAGCCUUUAGUUUAUUGUAAAGAAGAAGGAUUAUUCUUAGUAAAUAAUUCAACACUUUGAACAGGAGGAAAAUAUGGAUGGUUUGGUGCUUUAUGUGUUUAGCAUUUUAUUUAUUGUGGACGUAUUUAAUCACGCACAAUCGUUAAACUAUGAGUGUAUUCCGACAAAUAACCAAGAUACUGGGGUAGCAAACUGCUCUGCCCAGAGGCUGGUCCAUGUUCCACCAAACUUACCCCACAACAUUCGUGUUUUGGACCUCUCGAACAACCAAAUAACACAACUGGAGGAUAACGCUUUUGCAAAAUAUGAGUUUCUGGAAGUAUUGCAUAUUCACAAUAAUAGCUUGUCUAGACUUGAGAAACGAGUAUUUGGUCGAUUACAUAAUGUAAUGUAUCUGGAUCUGUCCUUCAAUAGCCUGGACCAAGUUCCAUCAACUUCGUUUUUGGACCUAAGAUCUCUAUUAACCCUAUCAUUACUCGGCAACCGAAUUACUUCCAUCAAAGCUGAUGCAUUUCAUGGCCUUUCAAAGCUGACGAAUCUCUACUUGUCAGGCAAUCAUAUUUACAGUAUUCAUCCCAGAGCGUUUAGUGGAUUGCGCAGUUUACAGCAAUUAGAACUGCAAAAUAACGCAUUAUCACAAUUAAAUGAUUCCACAUUUGACAAUUUUAACACAAACUUAAAGGAAAUAAAGUUGUUUAACAACCCAUGGUUUUGUGACUGUAAUUUGCGAUGGUUGAUACACUGGUUAAAGAACAGUAGUGAGACUGGUGUUCAACGACUUAAGUGGAAAUAUCCGCAGGAAGAGCCCAUGUGUAAUGGACCUUCUAUAGUGGACCAGAGGUCAUUUUCCUCACUGACCGGAGAGUGGUUUAUAUGUCCCAUCAGACUGUACUCAAAAGCCAGGAAUAUUGAAACCAUUCCUGGAAAAGAUGUCGAACUUUUCUGUAAAUACACUGCCGACCCACAUGUGGACAUUCAGUGGUUAAAAAAUGGCAUUCCCAUUGACCUUAACAAAAAACGAAAAUUCAAAGUAGAAUAUAAGGGUGUUAUAAUGACCACAAGUAGAUUACAAAUUUAUGACUUUAGGUACAAAGAUAUAGGCGAAUAUGAGUGUUAUGCUGAAAACAAACUAGGGCGUGCCUUUGAUUCCUGUCUGGUGACUCUACAAGGUGUAGAUCCAGCCAUCGUCCUUCAGCCUUCAAUGGAGGAUGAAGACGCAAGUAAGGACAGGAUCAGGAACGCCAUUAUCGCUACUGCUACUAUAGGCGGUGUUGUGUUUCUUCUAGUCAUUCUCGUUAUUAUUUUCUGUUGUGUCAGGAGGUGUAAAAGAUAUCAGCAUAAAAAGAAAGAGUCAAUUCGAAUGAGUUUUGAAGAGCAUUUAAAAGCUAAUGGAAUUAUAGAACCUAAUCCUAAAAAUGAGCCCAUUGUUUACGACAGUGUGCCUGAUGGGACAUUAUCUAUAGAUGAUGACAUGGAAGAAAGAGACUCUGUGUAUGAUUCAUUACAGCGGCCUAGUGUCCCAAGUUCCACAAACACCAACACAUACAUUUCAUUUAAAACAGAAUUCUCUGAGCCCGAGGAUGUGACACAAAUGUGUACUCAAGGCCAGCAAACAACAAGCAGUCAUUCCAAGGGAAGCGACGGAUCCCAGUGUGAAUCGACAUCCCCCCUGCUGGAAAAUAUCUCACCAAUACUCAUUGACCCAAAUGAUCCCUUCUACGAAGCAAAUCUUUAUGUGCCGAGACUUUAUGCUUCUACAAAUAAUUAUUUAAGUUCGACUCAUAAUGGUGAUUAUGAGGAUGAUCCGAGAUAUCACAAACAAAGAAAGAUAGAACGAUUUGAGAGUGAGUUCAUUCCCGUUAGAGACGAACAUGGUUUUAUUUUACCAAGUAAGUCGACAGCAUAUAACACGCCGUAUAGAUCAGCCACUCUCCCACAUAACGGCCAUGUAUUACACAGCGAGCCACAGUACAUUCCCCAUCGGAACAGAACACUUCCACAUGGCUAUUCAGCCCAACACAUGACAGAGUAUGCUUCGGAACCCGUUGUCAGGAGUAACAGUGUCUCGAUCAAUCCCAUGAGUGCAUCAGUCGGCCAUCUUGGAAUAAGUCCGCCCAAAAAGCCACCUCGGAGUUUUAACUCUCGUGACACUGUGUCAUUGUAUUCACAAAACAGUUUGGGGGAGAGAGAAGGUGGUUUGAAAUUAUCGCUUCCAAAGCCAGGAACAGUAGAUAAAUAUGGAACUGCUGUGUAAGAAAUAUCUCUGUAAAUAUACAUUCAUCAUUCUCUUAUGACUAGAAAUAUUCAUUAAUCAUUAUAUGAUUCUCUUAACAUUAUAAAGAUGACAUAUAUGACAAGUAUUUCUCUAAGUUCAGUUUCAAAUGUACGUUCCUUCCAAGCUUACAAUAAUUGAAAUUAUGUGUAGCUUUCUUACAUGCUGAAGCCAUUGUAUUUGUUUAACAAAUUGCUCAAUUAUAAAACCACAAAUAUAAAUACUGCUACAUGUUACAAAAUGUUUGUGCUAUUUAUGUGUCAUUAUAUAUAAAGAUGAGGAAAUAAAAAUGAAAAAUCAU